Aspergillus aculeatinus CBS 121060 is the source of this 551-nucleotide messenger RNA. RefSeq lists its product as uncharacterized. The record is from RefSeq and is a predicted model, not a curated record. NCBI's taxonomy places the organism in Eukaryota, Fungi, Ascomycota, Eurotiomycetes, Eurotiales, Aspergillaceae. The coding region runs from base 88 to 483 and encodes 131 amino acids. The transcript has a single exon.
CAACAAAUGAAGAGAUAAUAAUAUAAAAGCUCGCACACAGUUUUUCUAUUUUCCACCGUAUCAGCAUCAGUCACCUUCCUCACCAACAUGUCUCCGUACCUCGCGGUCGCCAUCUUCCAUCCUCGCUAUGGCAACUUCCAGCAUUGGGCCCUCCAUCUUCACUCCGACACCGACGAUCACCUGUUCGAAGUCGACGGGGAACACCCAGGUUUCACCAAAGUCACUUCCCACGUCCACCCCCGGAAUAUCCCCAUGUACAUCCAGUCAAUCAGGGUCUCGGACAUUGGCAACGUGGACAUCCCCACUAUCCAGGCUGUCGUGGACGCCGCCCUGGUAGACAACGAGACCCUCGAGUGGGACUGCCAGGACUACGUGCUCGAACUCCUCGAGGGGUUCGAGUGCGAGGCGGUCAUCGAUGAUGAUGACCCCGAUUAUCUCGAGGCAAUCGAGAUUCUUCGCAGUAAGCGGGGUCCGAUCCUAUGAUCCUCGGUCCUAGCGUGCAACGGUGUACAAAGAACGGAGGAACCGACAAAGGAAAGGCACCCAAGAUC